UUACAGUGUCGCAUUGGACAGAGCCACUUCUCAUCUCUGAGUCUCCGAGUCUUUGCAAGUAUGAUGUGGAUAAUAAUAAUCCCCGCCUUCCUAGGGUCCGCGUGCAGAGCUCGGGAAGGUGGAGGUAAAGGUGUUUGACCCUGACUCCCUGGACCCUGAUCGCUGUGAGAGUUGUUACGGUGCCGAGACGGAAGACAUCAGGUGCUGUAACACCUGUGAGGAUGUGAGGGAGGCCUACCGCCGCCGGGGCUGGGCCUUCAAGAACCCAGACACUAUUGAGCAGUGCCGGCGAGAAGGCUUCAGCCAGAAGAUGCAGGAGCAGAAGAACGAAGGCUGCCAAGUAUACGGCUUCUUAGAAGUCAACAAGGUGGCCGGAAACUUCCACUUUGCUCCCGGGAAGAGCUUCCAGCAGUCCCACGUGCAUGUCCAUGCUGUGGAGAUCCAUGACUUGCAGAGCUUCGGCCUCGACAACAUCAACAUGACCCACCACAUCCGGCACCUGUCAUUCGGGGAGGACUACCCUGGCAUUGUGAACCCCCUGGACCGCACCAACGUCACCGCACCCCAAGCCUCCAUGAUGUUCCAGUACUUCGUGAAGGUGGUACCCACAGUGUACAUGAAGGUAGACGGGGAGGUGCUGAGGACAAAUCAGUUCUCUGUGACCAGACACGAGAAGGUCGCCAAUGGGCUGAUGGGCGACCAGGGGCUUCCCGGAGUCUUCGUGCUGUAUGAGCUGUCGCCCAUGAUGGUGAAGCUGACAGAGAAGCACAGGUCCUUCACGCACUUCCUGACGGGCGUGUGCGCCAUCAUCGGGGGCAUGUUCACAGUGGCUGGACUCAUCGAUUCACUCAUCUACCACUCGGCUCGAGCCAUCCAGAAGAAAAUUGAUCUCGGGAAGACAACGUAGUUGUCUCCUUCCCCUUCUGUUAUUCUCUUCUUCUCGUGUUUCUCUUUGGCCCUGUGGUCAUUCCCAGCCUCUUCCCCACCCCACCCCCACUCAGCGCCAGUCUCAGUGCAGGUUGAUAAAUCUAUUGAUUGUGAUAGUA
Messenger RNA from Leptonychotes weddellii (Weddell seal), 1046 nucleotides. The record is from RefSeq and is a predicted model, not a curated record. NCBI's taxonomy places the organism in Eukaryota, Metazoa, Chordata, Mammalia, Carnivora, Phocidae.